CUUAACUACAGCCAGAUUUGCAUCUGUGGCGGUAUUCUGCAUGCCCUGAGCAUUCUUCAGGAGCUCUACUUCUUCUGUUUUUAGCUCCCCCUCUUUAUCCUCAAUAACUAGGCUAUUCUGACGCACACGACUCCCCGCGGCUCAUCUAUACCUCGUCACUCACGCCAGUUUUCCUGGCCUCGCUGCUCCUCUUCCAACCAUUCUUUUCAUGGAUGAGAUCAUCAAUUGACCAUGUCCACCUCCGGGCUUGAUAUAUCCCAACUCUCCGACAGCGAGAGGUCCGCUCUGGAGACGUAUACUGCGGUCACCGGUCAGGAACAUUCGGAAGCCAUUCCUUUGUUGCGCCGCUCACAAUGGAACGUGCAGAUUGCCAUCUCCAAGUUCUUUGACGGCGAGGGGCCGGAUCCCGUCGAAGAAGCCCGUGCUGCUCUCAACUCCCCUCCGCGACCCGCCCGACAGACCCAAAACCUCAUGAGUGAUGACAUUGCUGCGCAAUUUACUCCGACUCUCCGUGCUGCUGAGCCAGCACCCCGGAUAAAUACACAGCCUGAAGACCAGUCGGUCUAUCGCCCGCCCUUCAUACUAGCUCUGCUGUUUACUCCGCUCAACCUCCUCUAUCGACUACUCUACAGCUCCUUCCGCCUAUUCGGUGCCUUGUUUCCCUUUCUUCCGCGCUUCUUCAACACAACAGCGAAUCCCGCUCUUCAAGGCUCCCGGAGAAAUACUAACGGUCGCCGGCCCUUGGGUCCCAAAGACACGGCCGCCCGGUUCAUCCGGGAAUUCGAGGAAGAAUAUGGCACCAAUUCGAUCAGUUUCCUCGAGAACGGAUAUAACAUGGCAUUGGAGAAAGCCCACCGGGACCUCAAGUUCCUCCUAGUUGUACUUCUUGCCCCUGAGCAUGAUGAUACGAAUGGCUGGGUCCGAGACACACUUCUGUCUCGCGAAGUGACCGACUUUGUGAAUGACCCACAAAACAACCUACUUGUCUGGGGAGGGAAUGUUCAAGACUCUGAGGCUUAUCAAGUUGCCAACUCCCUCCGCUGCACCAAGUUUCCCUUCGCAGCCGCUUUAGUCCAUACUCCGAACGUUUCCUCGAAUGCGAUGUCGGUUGUGUCGAGGAUAUCGGGAACAACGUCCCCUGCUGAAUUUGUGGAGAAACUUCGAUCGGCCAUCUCGCAGCACAAGGAGCCUCUCGAGCGCAUACGGUCAACCCGGGCAGAACAGCAAGCCUCACGCAGCCUCCGUGAACAGCAGGACUCCGCCUACGAGCGUUCCCUGGCCAUCGACCGCGAGCGGGCAAGACAGAGGCGGGAAGCCGAGGCCGCCCGACAGAGGGAAGAACAAGAGGCGGCCGAACGUCAAGCGGCCGAGGAGAAGCGCAUACAGGAUCUUCAGCAAUGGAAGCAAUGGCGGGCACAGACCAUUCCGGAGGAGCCUGGACCGGACGUCAAGGACGCUGUACGCAUCAGUAUCCGACUGCCUUCUGGUGAGCGUGUCAUCCGCAAGUUUGCGCCUGACGCGUCGCUUGACGAGCUCUACGCUUUUGUUGAAUGUUACGAUAUCCUGAAGGAGCCAACAGAAAAGGCUGCAGAAGCAGUGAAGCCGGAGGGCUUCGAUCACCAGUAUGGGUUCCGGCUGGUUUCACCCAUGCCGCGGGUGGUCUACGAAGUGGAAGCUGGGGGAUCAGUGCGGGACAAGAUCGGCCGAGGAGGAAACCUUCUAGUCGAACCGAUCGAUGACGGCAGCGACGAGGAGUCAGAAGAGGAGGCAUAAGCUCUUGGACUCACGGUUGUAACUGUAUUGUUAUCGCAUCCUGGCUGCAUGGCGCAAGAAUGGGGCUGUCCGGGUGAUUUGCAGAUACUUUCCAGCACUUUGACUAUUUUAGUAUGUAAUAACAAAGAUCACGAUAAU
Molecule: messenger RNA, 1911 nt
Organism: Aspergillus costaricaensis CBS 115574
Lineage: Eukaryota; Fungi; Ascomycota; Eurotiomycetes; Eurotiales; Aspergillaceae
Product: clathrin-mediated endocytosis regulator UBX3
Exons: 2
Coding region: 232-1773 (513 amino acids)
Cellular component (GO): endoplasmic reticulum
Molecular function (GO): ubiquitin binding
Source: RefSeq, a predicted model, not a curated record